Messenger RNA from Sarcophilus harrisii (Tasmanian devil), 4632 nucleotides. RefSeq names its product EvC ciliary complex subunit 1 (gene EVC). The transcript has 21 exons. NCBI's taxonomy places the organism in Eukaryota, Metazoa, Chordata, Mammalia, Dasyuromorphia, Dasyuridae. Bases 334 to 3312 code for a protein of 992 amino acids. The record is from RefSeq and is a predicted model, not a curated record. Gene Ontology annotation, biological process: smoothened signaling pathway.
GGAGAAAGGGGGAGAGAGGGAGGAGGUGGAGGAUGAGUCACAGAGGAAAGUAUGCCGGGGUCUGCCUGAGCACAGGCGGGAUCCGCAGGCUGUAGGGGCCGGGAACAGCCAGCCCCCCUCCCCUUGGGCACAGCUGCUCAGGGCUUUGAGGGCUCCGGGGAGGGAAGGGAUGCGCCCCCGACACUCCCCCAUCUGGGCUGCCCGCUCUGGAACAGGCUCAGGCAGCCGCGCUCCUCUCCGAAAAGUUGCAAACAACUUCUCUGGAGCAGGCGGGGGAAGGUCUGGCGCGAGGGAGACGGAGGAGGGCAGCGAUCCGGCCCUGGAAGUCUCCUCAUGGCCCAGGCCGAGGCGCUCCCCGGCGCCUGCCUGCGGGACAUCCCGCUGCACUUCUGGGCAGAGUCCCUGCAGGUGGUCCCGGCUCUCCUGGCGCCAGCGGUGGUUCUGGGGGCCGCCCUGGGCCUCGGCUGUGCGCUCCUGCUUUGCGUCUACGUGAUCAAACCUCUGCUCCAGGAGAAGAAAGAUGAUUCCCAGAGUCUCCUCAAAAACUUGGAUGCUGAUGUACAUCUUUAUGAAACUGACUCUUCACCAGGAGAAAAGAGAGAGGAAAUCCAAACACCCCUGGAUGAAGGGGUUCUUGGCGAAUAUGAGUCGCCACUCAACAGUAACAUCACAGCAUUCGCAUUAAAAGCAAAAGUGGUCUAUCCCAUCAAUCAAAAAUUUAGGCCUCUUGCUGAUGGAUCAUCCAACCCUUCUUUGCAUGAAAAUUUGAAACAGGCAAUUUUGCCUAAUCAAAUGAUGGAAGUUUCUCCUUCAAGUAGUCUUGGAUCCCUCAGCCAGGGAGACAAAGAAGAUUGCAGUUGUUCUAGUAGCAUGCACUCUGCUAUUAGUGAUGACCGAUUCCAUGACAGAACCUUUCCUAAGGUGACUUCUUUCCCUGAGGUGCUGACCUGUGAAAGUUUUGAUAUUAGCUUAUGUCUGCAUACCCUUCACCUGAAAAGCCUGCUACUCUUAGAUAAGGACAUGAGGCAGGAACAACACAUGAUGUUUAUCCAGAUUCUGAAAAUGUCCCUAAGUGAUAGUCUGCCAAAGAAGAAAGCUGGUGAUGAUUUGUAUCAAAAGAUCAUUUCAAAACAAGAAAUGAAUUUUGAAGAUUUAGAAAAACAAAUUCAGUCCAAAUUAUCAAACACAGAGAUGAUGGGUGCUGAUAGUUCUGAAUAUUCUACACUGGAAGAUAUUGAAAGAAAAGAGAGAGAAUAUUCAGAACACAUAAUACAUCAUAUGGAAGCCUUCUGGAACCAAAUGGAAAAAACCCAGUUCUUUCUCCUAGACCAAUUGAAAUGUAUGAGUGCCAAAGUCGGGCAGAUCAUGCAGAAUCUGACUGAAGGAAGGAUUACAGCAGAGGAGUUAUUAAGUACCUCUCAGGACUUGCAGACCCUGGACCUUCAAGAGAGAACAGUUGGUUUGGAAUAUAUGGCCAAAAUGAUCAACUCCUUAAAAUUACAAAUUCAGGAAGAGACCAAGUGUUGGUUGAUGGUGAUUUCCCGAGCACUGGAGUCAUUAACCAUUGCAGGAAAACUCUCUGUAAGACAGAAGGAAGAGCUGCUAACACAAUUGCACAAAGCUUUCUGGGAAGAAGUAGAGCACUAUAAUAGUGAAUUUGUUCAGCGAGGUAAGGACCUAAUUAAGACUUCUCUGGCUCGUCGGGAGGCAAUGAUAGAAAAAAUGAGCUUGGCUCACAAACAAGAGAGAGUACAUCUCCUUGGAAAAGCACAGAAGAUGACUGACCCUGGUGAGGUAAUUAAGGCUUAUCACGAAGUCCUGGAAAAGCAGAGAUUAACUCGUUAUGAUCUCGAAGAGGAGGAUGACAUUAAAACCACUGAAGCUGUCGCUGAUCUCUGCCAGGAGCUAUAUAGCAAAAGUAUCCAAACUUUUGAAAAACUCAUAGAGGAAACAUUUCUUCAGACCCUCUUGAGACUGACUGGCCUGCCCUUGGGAGAAUGUGAGCACUUGAAGCAAGAUGUUCACCACAGUGCAGCCCUUGAGUUGGAGAAGUCAGACCAAUUCCGAGAAAAGCAAUGGACACUUUUCCAAGAACUACUUGACCAAGAAAAACAGCUGUGGACUGAAGAGUUUGCCUUGUCUGCCAUCAUGAAGAAACACUUGUUGGAGAAACAUGAGAGUAUUAUCCAUGGGGUACUGUGUCGUCUGGGUGGUCUCAGUGAAGAGUCAAGAAAAUCCAUAUCACAGAAACACAGGCUCAUGCUGAGCUCCAUCCUCAGAAGACUUGCUCUCAGGAAUAUUGCUGCAGCCACAAUGACUCAGAUGAGAAUGUCCCGGAAAAAGAGUCUUCUUCAGGAGUUAAAAGAACAGUACAUCCUAGAAAAGAGCUCCUCUCAAUGUCAGGAUGAGCACCAGUGGCAGCUGCUGAAAGCCAUGGAGUCUCGUAUCCUGGAAGAAGAGCGGAAAGUAAAGGAGGAAACUCAACAGACACGUUUAGAAUUCCAUCAGCAGUUCAUUGUGGAAGUACAAGAGUGUAUCCAGUUUCUGUACCAACACACGCAGCGGGUGAUCGGCGGGGCCUUGCUUGAGCACGCUCGGUGCGACAUGGCCAAGAGCCAGGCCAAAGACAGAGAGGAUUUUAAGGGCACGCUGAUCGAAGCAGCUGUAGAAAGUGUCUACGUGACUAGCAACAAUGUAAACAGGCUCGUGUCCAGUUACUACCAAGAGAUUGGGAAAAUCAUGCAGGCUCAUGAAGAGAGAAAAUUGCAGCAGCUCAAGAUGCUACAGGCUGAAAGGAUGGACAAUUAUAAGCUUCAGAAGAAAAUGGAAUUGAGUGACCCAUUACCAAGUAGAAACAUGUCAAGCCCCGCCUCUGAUGUCCCCAGCACUGUCCAUCAAAGGAUGUUGUCACAGCAGAAGAAGUUCUUGGCCCAGUUUGACGUGCAUCAGCAGAUUCGCUUGGCAUCCCUGAAGCAGACUGCGGAAGUCAUGGAUCACCUGGGAGCCCAGCUUGAGACCGAGAUGAAGGAAGCCGAACAGAUCUUCAUCACUGAGCUGGCGGCAUUGGCUCGAGUGCCUCUCACUGAAAAUAAGCCAGCAGCCAACAAGAGAGGACAGCCUGAGAAGUGUCUGAGGAACAAAAAGAAGAAGCUCCUCCCUCAAGAAAACAAUGAGCCAGUUCUGAAUGAAGGUGACACUCCCUCCAGGGGCCAGACUUCAGGAACUUCCAGUAAACUGCAGAAUUAUGGUGAAAGUGAAGUUGGCGAAUUUGAGAAACCAAAGAAGUUCAGGAAAAAAAGAAGUAACUUAUAGUUCCUUGAAGAGGCAUCAAGAUGUCAGAAGCCGUACAGCAGAAGAGCCAAAUGGCCAUAUGACCUUGGGCCUAGAUGUCCCAGUGUUGACUGUAGAAGAUACUUGAGAAAUCUUCCUUGUGCCAUUUUUGGUGAGGUCCAGUCUGAUGAUGUUCAUGACAAAGGACUUGUAAAACUUUAAAGAAUGAUGUAAAGGGAAAGUGCUAUUGUUAUCUAGGACCCAAAAAGCAUUUUUAAAAAGUCCAGAAGAAAAUAAUGUUUCUUUCGAGUUGUGUGAAAUGAUCAUGGCCUUUGCAAAUCCAUUAGUUUACUGUAUUACUUUGGGCCAAUCAAUCUUACUCCCUGGUCCUCCUACUGGUCUUCAUGGGCCUUCCCAGGUCUGAUGGUCUAUGUAAACCUCUUCCCCACUCUGAGGUUGGAUGUUCUGGGUUGUAUCCUCCCUUCCAAAUUAAAAAAAAAGUCUCAUUCUAUGAAAAUGGUAAUUAUUUUAAAAAGAAAAUUAAUUUGGAAAAUUAAUAUGACUACAAACAUGUUCGUGAAUGACAGAAAUGUGGUCAGAUUGACAAAGCAGGCUUCCCUUUUGUUCUUAUUUCUUUAGAAAAGUGAUUUCAUAAGUCUAGCCAAUAGUGCCCUCCGAUGGUUGAAAAAUAUUUCAUUCCAAGUUCUGGGAAGGUUGACUUUCUCCUAUCAACGUCUCUAUCAACAAAUAAACUUUCAUGCAGCUCCUACCAAGUAUCAAGUGCUCUGCUAAAUGCUGGGGACUCAAAAAGAGGCAAAAGCCAAGCCCUGUCCUUAACGAGUUUGCAAUCUUAGAUUCCUUCAGAAAGAACUUUUCUUUCCACACUGAGCUUUUCAAUUCAGUUAUUGGAUAUCAGAGGUGCAUGAGACCUAGAUUUUCCCCAUCUUUUUAUAGCCAAUAAUCAAUUGAAAGUAGGACUUAGUAGAUAGAAGUUUAUCUUUGCAAUCAGGAAGACAUAUUCCAGACCCAUCUCUGACACACACCAGCUGGUGAGCAUGGGUAAGCCGCAUAACCUUUCAGUUUCCAUAUCUCCCUAAGACUGUCAGUCAUAGGAGAGGUUGCUUCUCCUUAUCCGAAAGCAAAGUUUCCACUAUGGGAAUUCCCCAAUAGCAGUAAAAAUCAUUGAUUUAUACCAAAAAGUAAAGUUUGGAAUUCAGACAGCACUUUGACAUUCGUCUGACAUUUAAUGUACUCUAGAUCAUUCAAUGAGCUUAAGAGUGUGUUGGAAUGAGAUGAUUCAGGCUGGUUCCACUGGCCUUGUGAUGAAGAGAGCCCUCUACGCCCAGAGAGAGGACCGUGGGG